AUGUCUAUCGUUAUUGACAAGAUCCUUGCUGCUUCCCCCACCACUAAUCGUGGUCGUCCUACACAACUCAGUUGUGACCCAAAGGGGGAACGUAUUGCUUAUGCCUCUGGCAAGUCCGUCUUCGUUCGUAAUAUCGAUGAUCCUUCACUAAAUAAACAAUACGCAUCUCACACAACCCAAACUACCGUUGCACGAUUCUCUCCUUCCGGUUACUAUAUUGCUAGUGGUGAUGUCUCUGGAACUGUCAAAGUCUGGGACUCUAUAGAAGGAGUCAAUACCAAAGGAGAUUACCAUAUCAUAAACGGCAGAAUCAAUGAUAUUGCAUGGGAUGGAGAUUCUCAACGUAUAAUUGCAGUGGGAGAUGGUCGAGAACGCUACGGAGCUUGCAUAACUGCAGAUAGUGGGAAUACCGUGGGUGAAAUCGUUGGCCACACGGCAGUCAUCAAUUCUGUUGCAAUUCGCCAGCAACGACCAUUGAGAGCUGCUACUGGUUCGGAUGACAGUAGCAUGGUGUUCCUCCACGGAGCCCCUUUCAAAUUCAAUGCUAAAUUGGGAGAGCUUCACAAAGGCUAUAUUUAUGGGGUAGGAUUCUCGCCGGACGGAAACCACCUAGUGAGUGUGGGUGCGGAUCGCAAAAUUCAAUUAUAUGACGGAAAGACUGGUGAUACCACGGCACACUUUGGAGAGAAAGAACACACAGGAAGUAUAUUCAGCGUCUCGUGGGCGAAAGACUCGAAGAGAUUAGUCACGGCCAGCGCUGACCAGACAGUUAAAUUAUGGGACGUUGAAGCUGGUAAGGUUGUUCAAACUUGGAGAUUCGGUGAAGAAGGACAUGUCAGCAUUCCUGAUCACCAGGUUGGUGUCGUAUGGCCUUCUCGUAGUGACGGAAUGAUCAUCAGUUUGAAUCUAGCUGGAGAUUUGAACUAUCUGGCCGAAGGAAUGGAUAGAUCAACCAGGAUUGUUCAGGGGCAUGGUAAAGCCAUUACUGCCAUUGGCUCAAGCCACACGGAGAAAGGUCAAACAUUGUGGACAGGGAGUUUCGAUGGUCGGGUCUGCUCUUGGGAUGUUGGUACUGGUAUCGGCUCUGCCACCGAAGGCUCUUCGCAUACCAAUCAAGUAUCAAGCUGGGCGAGCGCUGGAGAUAAAUCCUAUAGUGUUGCCUGGGAUGAUACUUUACGAACUAUCGAUAUUCCUGGGAACCAUUUCGUUGGUGGGGCAGCCAAGUUGAAUGGACAACCCAAGGGAGUAGCAGCCGUGGGCAAUAAAUUAUACGUUGCUACCACAAACGGUAUCGACAUUUUCUCCAAAGAUAGCCUUGUGGAUACAGUGAUAACAAAGGACUUCACACCGACAUCUGUAUCAGCGAACGAAAACAGUGUAGCAGUGGGAGACGAGAGCAACGUUGUGCAUAUCUACACGGUUGAUGGAAACAGUCUGUCCCCCAAAACAGAACUCACAAAUUCGCUAGCCCAGAUCUCCGCAUUAGAAUUCUCACCUAGUGGGGAUCUUCUCGCAGCAGGAAACUCGUCGGGAAAGAUCUAUGUUUAUGAUACAACUAGUUGGGAAAUUAAGACGGAUAGGUGGAGUGGCCAUGCGGCAAGAGUUACCAGCAUUGAUUGGAAUCAGGCCGGAACCCAGGCUGUCAGUGGCAGUCUCGAUACUAAUAUCUUCGUUUGGAGUCUCGCCUCACCCGGAAAGAGGGUCAAGGCUCCUAACGCGCAUAAAGAUGGCGUUACUGGUGUUCGUUGGAUUGAUGGCGGGAAGAAGGUUGCUUCGGUGGGUGGAGAUGCUUCUUUGAAGGUUUGGGAUGUUGCGGGGUUAACUUAA
Messenger RNA from Sclerotinia borealis F-4128, 1827 nucleotides. NCBI's taxonomy places the organism in Eukaryota, Fungi, Ascomycota, Leotiomycetes, Helotiales, Sclerotiniaceae. The record is from the annotation of a GenBank genome assembly.